CACCCCUCGCCUUCCUUAACCUAGGAGUUGGUCAUUGGUCGGCCUUUUCCUUUGGUGGCAGGGCGUUGGCUCGUCACAUUUGACUACAGUUCCACUGCAGUUAGAAAUGCCCCCAUAAAAGGAUGUUUUGCUUAAUAGUGCCCUCUCGAGCUCCGUUUCCAGUUCAUUUCCUUAUUCUUCUCUCUGUAGCAGCACAAAGAAGAGGCAGCUGAAAGGGUAGAGAGCCAAGCUUGGAUGGACAUGGAUCCUCAUGAUACAUUUGAUACUGACCUUUCUCUUGGGCUAGGCAUCGGUCCUGCGAGCACAGCAUCGGCCGAUGACUGUCGUCGUCGGCAACGAGGACGUUGCUCGCCUUGCACGAACCUGUUCCCUGACGAGCCGUCCCUCAGCUUGAGCCUCUCCGAUGAUCCCUCCGGUGGUGGCCGGACCAUGCAAAAGGCUGAAGCUGAUAGGCCAGCGCAGCUAUCGUCUUCUCGUAGCGCAGCCUCCUCGUUCUCCUCUGCUGCGUACGUAGCGAUCCCGAAGAAGAAGAAGAAGAAGAAGAAGAAGAAGGAGGAGGAGGAGGAUGAUGUGGGAGCGGAGGUGGAGAGAGUUUCAUCUCGUGGUAGCGAUGAGGAGGAGAACAGCAGCGGCAGGAAGAAGCUUAGGCUCACGAGAGAGCAGUCCGCUCUGUUGGAGGACAGAUUCAAGGAGCAUACUACCCUAAAUCCGAAACAAAAGCAAGCGUUGGCCAAGGAUUUGAAUCUGCGGCCCCGGCAAGUGGAAGUGUGGUUCCAGAACAGGAGAGCAAGGACGAAGCUGAAGCAGACCGAGGUCGACUGUGAGUUCCUUAAGAAGUGCUACGAGGCGCUGACCAACGAGAACCAGAGGCUACAGAAGGAGCUGCAGGAGCUCAAGGCUCUCAAAUUCGCGCAGCCACUGCUCCACAUGCAGCUCCCGUCGGCGGCCGCGCCCCUCACGAUGUGCCCAUCCUGCCAGAGGAUCAGCGGCGGCGGCGGCGACGCCAAAGACAGUUCCAAAGCACCAAAACCCGGUCACUGCUUGAAUCCUUUUUCUCAUUCAGCUGCAUGCUGAACCCACAGCCUCUCCAUUUUUACAGGGAGCUGGGGAAGCAUCUUUCAUAUGAUUUGCUUAAACUAUAUCUCAAAUCAAUCAUAAAAGAAGGGAGGAUUCCGAUA
This is a messenger RNA of Musa acuminata AAA Group (dessert banana), 1178 nucleotides long. RefSeq names its product homeobox-leucine zipper protein HOX19-like. Gene Ontology annotation, biological process: regulation of DNA-templated transcription. NCBI's taxonomy places the organism in Eukaryota, Viridiplantae, Streptophyta, Magnoliopsida, Zingiberales, Musaceae. The record is from RefSeq and is a predicted model, not a curated record. The coding region runs from base 235 to 1074 and encodes 279 amino acids. Gene Ontology annotation, molecular function: sequence-specific DNA binding; DNA-binding transcription factor activity, RNA polymerase II-specific. The transcript is spliced from 3 exons.